UAAUGAGUCGUCACCCAGGGACCCAAGCAUAAUGGAGGUCACACUCUUGAUCUUAUUCUAACAUUCAAAUUAAACCUAGAAAAUAUAGUCACAUUUCCACAGUCUGAAACUCAGACCAUUAUCUCAUACAAAAUGUGUCUUGGUCCCAGUAUAUGCACUUACCACAUGACCAUGUAAACCUACAUUUGCAUCUGCUACUGCAGACAGAUUCAUCAGUAUUUUCCCAGAAUUAUCAUCCAUGAUUAAAUCACUGUCUGACCCCAUGGAACUUGAUCAGGAGACUGAUUACUUAGUUAAUGUUUCGCUACACUAUAAAUAAUCUAGCUCCACUUAGAAGAAAAGUGAUUAGAGAGAAAAACUUGCACCCUAGUAUAAUGACCUCACACGCACCUUAAAGCAGAUUCCUUACCUUCAUGUCAGGAUUUGGUCCUCAUCAUAACAAAGAGAGAGCACUGGUUAAAGUGGUAAAUGGCCUACUACUGGCUUCUUAUCAGGGUUGUGUCUACCCUGCUGGUGUUGCUUGACCAAUGUGCAGCUUUAGAUACUGUUAAUCCUACUAUUUUACUUGAUAGGCUAGAAAAUGUUGUUGAUGUUAGAGGAACAGCCCUCUCCUGGCUCAGGUCUUAUUUGACUGAUCAUUAUUUGUUUGUAGGUGUAAAUGGUGACUUCUCUAUGCAUACUAAGCUUAACCUUGGUGUUCCACAAGAUUCUGUUUUAGGCCCUCUGCUUUUCUCCUUACAUAUGAUGCCUUUUGGCAGGAGCGUAUCUAGUAUUUGAAAACAUCAGGGGCUGAGCCCAAAACAUCAGGGGCUACUUAGGCAGAGUGGGUUAGCAAGAAUAACACGUUUUGUAAGAGCAUUUUUAUGCAAUAUUGUUUAAUAAUAAACACAAAUUAACACAAAUAGUAUGCAACUUUAGAAAAUUUAAUUCAAUCAUUUUUCUGACUCCUCCCAUCAUUUCAGAGUCUUGCUACUAAAAAAGGAGUUGAUUAAUUUCAUUACCUUUUCUCUCUCACACAGGUAUGCCAUGCAAUAUUAUCUCUUUUACAGCUUGUGUGUGUAGCUGUGUCGUGGAGAUCCUUUAUUAUUACUAUUAUUUUACAAUAAUCUAUAUUAUACAUGCACCUAUUAUUUCAUCAGAAUCAGAAUCAGAAAAAGUUUUAUUGCCAGGUACAGCAAAGGGUCAGCAAAGAGCACUUUACAGUACUAGUAAUUUGUCUUGGUGUCAGGUGCAAACUUAUACACAGGUAUGUAAUGUCUGUACAAAUGUACACGAUUUUAGAAAAGAGCUAGAAUAAGUUAAAUAAAUACUGUAUAAAGUGACUUGCAUGAGAAGUAGUGCAAUGGAAUGUAAAAAGUGAAAGUGACUGUCCAAACAUAUAUACAGAUGUGAGGUGUGUACACAAUCUAGAAUUAGAUAAAUUUUGUGUACAAAAGUGUGAGUUUGAAUGAACAGUAGUGCAAUUUAGAAUGUGGAAGUGAUUGUCCGGGUUGGGGGGUUGGGGGUCAACAGGCUGGGGAAGAAACUGUUUGUGGCAUGAGGUCCUGGUCCCGGUCCUGAUGGACUGGAGCCUCUUGCCAGAGGGGAGGGACCGUUCGUUUCCGGGAUGAGAGGGGUCGGCUGCGAUCUAGGCUGCACGUCUCCGGGUACAGCUCCUGGAGAGAUGGGAGACUGCAGCCGAUCACCUUCUCAGCAGAGUGGAUGACACGCUGAAGCUUGGCCUUGUCCCUGGCUGUAGCUGCAGCAAACCAGACUGUGAUGGAGGAUGUGAGGAUAGAUUCAAUGAUGGCAGUGUAGAAGUUCACCAGUAUCUUCUCAGGGAGAAGAUUUCUGAUUUAUGCUGCCACUACUGUGUGAAUUAUUCUUUGUUUAUUUUUUAUUUUUUACAGCCUCUCUUCACUUCUCUUAUUGUUCUCUCAUCUCUCAUCCUCUCAUCUGUCUUGCUACUUGUAUCUUGUCUACUUCAUGCUCUUGGUGACUUUUCUAUACUAUUUCUUUGAGGGUGGAAUCAUCAGAGAGUAUCUCCGAGACUUAAAAUAGUCAAUCACCAUACUAAUAUUUAUAGUGCUGAGAAUUCCUUUUUCUACUGACAGAACAGCCGAAUGAUGGAGUCUGUUUUGGCCCAUUGUUCACCUAAGUCAUGUCUGUAUUUUAACUUAAAUACUGCAUUAGUUGAAUAAUAGAAAGUCAUGAUGUUCAGACUGUAAUGUCUUAGCAUUUUAACAGUUUAUAUUUUAUUUAGAUCUAUCUUUCGGCUUAUUUAAUUUAAGGCUUUUGUACGUCUUAGGUAUGGAAUAAUAUUCAAAUGGGUCCUUAUGUCAGGGGUUUUCAGAAUCAAAGACAGUGGGCCUCCUUUUUGACACAACAUACAUUUGUUAGCCUACUUUUAUCAACUGUGUUAAACAUUAAAUAUUAGAAGUUAGACUUUUAUCUGAAUAAUAAGAUUGUUGUGUUUUGUGACAUUUUUAUUGCUCUCCCGCUCAAGGUGUAGGUGUAGGACAUUAAAGUAUCGCGAGAGCGGUUCUAGAGCAUAUUCCAGCGCACACUCUCGCGGUAUUUUGGUAUGUGUGUGUAUGUGUGUGUGUGUGUCCGCGCGCGCAUGCGGAGAGAGAUGUCAGUGAAAAUCGUGUACAGUAAACGGCAACAGUACUCUAAUAAAAUAAUCAACAUCUCAUUAAUUCCUUUACGCUCCGGUGGCAAAAUUUGGGAUAAAACUUUCGGGGCUGGACGCCCCUGCUUGCCUCCACAAUUUCUUUAGUACAACUUCCCAGUCCCUUCACAAAUUCCUGUUGGACAUUUUAAGGGAGUCAUUGGUUUAAACCCACAUUUCAGUGCUACAAGAUAUGAGUCUGAGUAUACUGUGCUGCAGAACAUGGCCACAAAGCUACAGAUAUGCUAUAAAUGUCAUAUAGAUUGCAAUUUUUUGAGCAUUUUUAAUUAUUUCUUGAAAGCUUGCAGCAUACAGAACUUAAACCCCAGAUCCUGAAUUUAGUCUCCUAGGCAAUAAAUGUUCCACACCUACAGAAAUACAAAAAAAUGUUAAUAGGCCUACAGGAGUGGGUAGCAUCUGUAGCAAUAUCUAUUUAGAUAGCCAACUUAUCUACCACUAAUGCGUUGUAUGCAUAUUUCUCUACUUCAGCAGAGACUGUUUUGAGGAUUUACUGAUUUAUUGAUGGCAUAGAGAUCAGAAAUGAUCGCAAUUACCCCUAGAGACCCCGCAUCCCGACAACUACUUCAGACAGGCUUUGCUUUUCACUCGCACGAACAUUUGGUUUCAAACAAAACAAACAAGAAAAAACUCCGUCCUUUUUUUCUCCAAAUAGAAUUGUUAAAUAUUUAUUUGCAGGCCUACAUGUUAAAUAUAAAUAUCAACAUUAAAUAUAAUGUUAAGUGAAACGUUAUCUGAAACCUGCGCGCUUUGGAUAUGGCACGUCCUUUAUUGUGUGGCCCGACCAGGAAAAAAUCACUAUUUAUUCAUUUCUUUUCUUCUGUUAAAUACAAACCAGCAGAUGCUUUUAAAAUAACAAGACUGUCAGUGACAGUGGACAUUCGCUAUUUUUUGGCAGUAACAUAACCUCAUAGUAGGUUAACUGUAAGGUCAAGUGACACGUCCUUGUAAAAUUUACCACUGAACAUGUGAAUGUGCUUUGUGCCGUUCACAAAACCGCCUCUUCGUGAAUUUCCACACACAGUUUUCCAUUUCUAUCCAAUUACUUUUCGUCAGCCAUCUCAUGAAUAUACAUGAGGACGUUAUGCUUAUCCUUUGACAUUUAAUUACUGGAAGCGGACUUAGUUGGAGUGGCUUGACCAGGACGACUAUGACUCGUGCUACAGGCUUCCGCGAGUCGCUCUCCUUGCUUUUGUUGGGGAUCUGUCUCAUCACUUCAGCUCAGAAGUACGUGGGACCAGUCGGCCCACCAGGUCCUGCUGGUGUCCCGGGAAUCGACGGAAUUUCCGGGGAAAGAGGUGAAGAUGGAGAAGUUGGCUCUGCAGGACUUGAUGGUGAUCCUGGGAAACCUGGUUCUGCUGGACUUCCUGGAUUGCCUGGAGAUGAUGGUUUGACUGGACCCAUAGGAGAUGCAGGACCAAGUGGCCCCAGUGGACAGAAGGGAGAGCCAGGAAAACCUGGACCUCGGGGAGAAGCUGGUAUUGGGCCUGAUGGACCCCUGGGCCCACCAGGGCCUGGUGGACUUCCAGGUGACCUUGGUAAAGUUGGCCCUACUGGAGCUAUGGGUGUCAGAGGGCCAGCAGGACCCCGUGGGCCACAAGGACCUCGUGGUGCUGCAGGCAUACAGGGUGGGACAAUGGAACUGUGCCCCAAUGCAUGUCCACCUGGUACACCUGGACACCCUGGAUUACCUGGGAUGAAAGGCCACAAAGGUGUGAAGGGUGAGGCCGGAGAACCAGGUAAACAGGGACACAUGGGAGAAGUGGGAGACCAGGGUGCCCCUGGAGAGGUUGGAUCCUACGGCCCAAUAGGUCCACAAGGAAUUCAAGGUGCUACAGGAAUUAUGGGUUCCAAAGGAGAAAUGGGACCUCGGGGCAAUGAUGGGGAUCCAGGUCCUCAGGGGGUUGUUGGUGCCACUGGUGAUCAAGGCCAGAGGGGCCUAAUGGGAGAAUCUGGUCCUAGUGGAGAACAAGGAGCCCAGGGACAAAGAGGCAUCACUGGACUUCCAGGGCCAAAGGGUGAGAGUGGUUUACCUGGUGUAGAUGGGCGUGAUGGAAUUCCUGGAUUGCCUGGACUUAAGGGCAGCCCUGGGAAACCUGGAAACCCUGGAGAGAUCGGACUUCAAGGACUACCUGGCUUACCUGGUGUUACAGGAUCAAAGGGCGUUCCUGGUGAAAAGGGCAGUGCUGGACAGUCAGGCCUUAUUGGAACUAUGGGAUCUGCUGGGAAGCCUGGAGAACGUGGAAAACAGGGAGAAGUUGGACCUGUUGGCCCUAUUGGUGAACCGGGAGAUAGAGGUGAGCCAGGGCCAUCUGGACCUAUGGGGAACCCAGGAGCCAGAGGCUCUAAAGGUGAUAUUGGUCUUCCUGGACUUCCUGGAUCCCCAGGUGCACCUGGAGAGAAAGGAGAAAGGGGGGACCCCGGUGAAUUAGGAUCUAAAGGAGAACAGGGAGGGCAAGGUGCAGAGGGAUCCCCUGGAGACAAAGGAGAUGUUGGGGAGCUUGGAGAGCCUGGACCUAAAGGAGCAACUGGUUAUCCAGGAGAACCAGGGAAGAGAGGCCCUGAAGGUGCCCGUGGGCAGCCUGGGAUCGAGGGACCCCAAGGUAGUGCUGGACCCCGUGGCGUACAGGGGAACAGAGGAGCUCCUGGUCCACGUGGUUCUCAAGGCCCCGCAGGGAAAGGGCCAGGUGAUCAGCACAUCAAACAAGUUUGUAUGCGAGUAAUGCAGGAGCAACUGGCCCAGCUAGCUGCCAGUCUGAGGAGACCUGAGUCUGGUGCUAUUGGACUGCCUGGCAGACCUGGGCCCCCUGGUCCUCCAGGUCCCUCAGGAGACAGUGGUUUCCCUGGACAAGCUGGUGCAAGAGGACUCCCUGGGCUCAAAGGACCUCCUGGAACAAUGGGUCUCAAAGGGCCUAAGGGUGAAUCUGGAGAUAGAGGAGACAGAGGGCAAACUGUACGAGGUCCUAAAGGGAUGCCAGGACCACCUGGCCUGCCAGGUGAGCCUGGUAAGCCAGGUUAUGGUCAAGAUGGCCAUGAUGGUGGAAGUGGUUUACCAGGCCUUCCUGGACAGCCUGGUGUUCCUGGACCUCCUGGCCCUGCUGGACCUCCAGGUCACUGUGACCCAUCAGCAUGCAACUUGAGCAUGGGGACUGCUUCCCAGUCCCUCACAAACUAUGACCAUAAAGGGCCAGCUGGUUACUGAGGUUUUUUCUGGACAAAAAAACAAGAGAGAAUGUUGUGUGUAGGAAUAUUGUUUUGUAUUUUUUAUACAUUAAAGUGCCCCAUAACACACAUUAUGUUUAAUUAUAAAUUGGUAAUUUAUUAUUGCCCUUUUUUUAAGAUCUAUGGUUUAUUACAAAAGGGCAAGGUGACUUGUUUGAACCUCACAUUGGCUCUGGCUGGGGCCCAUUCUGAAGUUAUCAUGUUUGUGUCCUACGCUCUCUGAAGGCUAUGCUUUUCACAAAAAUCUGAAGGGCCUUUUUUUCUCUACUGGGACUUUCUCUUUUCUCUAACUAGGCUGUUUUGGGAAUGCAACAAAUGCAAGCUACUGGUUGUUAUCAGGAGUAGCUGUAAACAACACGGAACCCAGAGUGUACUUGACAAAGCAUUUUUAUUUAGCUGUUUUAUUCUGUUUAUAGCAUUUUAGAAGGGUCCUUUAAAAGCUUCACCACUGGUUAAAACAAGCCUACAAAUGACAAGCAUGGGUAAGCAUCAGAAGAACAUCAUGUUAAAUUGAAAGCAGAAUGUAUUUGUUCACCAAAAUCAGAGAAUUCAUCAUAUAUUGAUAAGUUGAUAACUUUUCCUGCUUUAGCUAUUGAAAUUAUAUGUUGCUACUGUGCAUUUAAGUAAUUUAUUUAAGUGCAACCAAAUGUGUCAUAAUAUUCCAUAACAGCCCCAAUUACUAACAACAGCAAUGUAAUCUAGCACAAAAGUUCUAUUUACAUCAGUAGUCUUUAUUAGUUUGCAUAUUGGACUAUGAGAGUCUCAAGCAGUUGAACAAAUUUUGUAAGAUUGUAACAUGAGCCACUGUGAUAACAAAGGUAUAAACUUAUAUAAUUCAAGAAUCACAUUUUGAAUGCAUUUUUAAAGGCAGUAUUUUAUUUUGUUGUGAAGUGGCUUUUUUGUUAUAAAUAAAUAAAUAAAUAAAUAAAUAAAUAAAUAAAUAAAUAAAUAAAUAAAUAAAUAAAUAAUUGUACAAUAUAUUUAGGCAGCAUAUCACUGGACCCUAAUGUUCCUUCUUGGUGAGAAACCAUUGUAGUUAUAAAUAAUGUUAUCAAAGCUGAAACACUAGUAAACUGAAUUAUCAGUUAAAGUAACAUGCUAUCAGGGUGGCCCUUCCAUCUAAAAGGGGAGUGGCAAUUUUAGAAGAAAACACAGUGCUACAUAAUUUAUUUUAUGAAUUUGUGUAAAUUUCUGUUUUGGGCUGCACAGUGUAAAUGCACAUUUUGCUGCUGGGUUUAGGGGCUUAUGAGGAAUACAUAAAAACAUGCAAUGGUACAUUGUACUUCUGUUUGUUUUAUAUAGGAAUUAUA
Messenger RNA from Hemibagrus wyckioides, 7200 nucleotides. RefSeq names its product collagen, type IX, alpha 1b (gene col9a1b). The record is from RefSeq and is a predicted model, not a curated record. The coding region runs from base 3819 to 5870 and encodes 683 amino acids. Lineage: Eukaryota; Metazoa; Chordata; Actinopteri; Siluriformes; Bagridae. The transcript has 32 exons.